UCCGACAGUCUGAACACGGAGAUGAUGGUAAGAGGCAGCGGCGGAUCGAUCAGCAACAGAUAUCGAUAGGUGUUAUUGAUGACAGAUGGAGGAUCGAGUCUCUGAACCCAAACUGGUUCUGGUCUUCAGCGGGAAGCGGAAGUCCGGAAAGGAUUAUGUGACGGACCUGAUCCACAACCGUUUAGGACCUGAUGUUUGCUGCAUCCUGCGUCUGUCUGGACCUCUCAAACAGCAGUACGCUCAGGAGCACGGCCUGGACCUGGACCAGCUGCUGGGUCCUGGUCUUUAUAAGGAGCAGUAUCGGGCUGAUAUGAUUCGUUGGGGAGAAGCUCGGCGACGCGAGGACCCCGGAUUCUUCUGUCGCCUAGCAACCAGAGGAGCACGACAACCUGUCUGGGUGGUGAGUGAUGCGCGGCGGCUGUCAGACCUGCAGUGGUUCUGGUCGGAGUUUCCUCGACAGACUCAAAGUGUCAGAGUUCAAUGUUCAGAGAAAACACGCCAACAGAGGGGGUGGAGCUUCUCCCCAGGUGUGGAUGAUGCAGAGUCAGAGUGCGGGUUGGACAGUGGGGUUAAAUUUGAUUGGGUGAUCACUAAUGACGCAGACGCCCCCUCGUUAGAAGAGCAGCUGCAGCCAAUCCUGAAGCUAGCCAAGGAAGUAUCCUCAUCAUCUUCAUCGCACUGAGCAAAAGUUUUAUUGAUAACUGAUGAAUGUCACUGUUUUCUCCUUGAUGAUCAAUAAAGUUUUUCUAAGUCUGCAGCUCCGCCA
Molecule: messenger RNA, 766 nt
Organism: Epinephelus lanceolatus (giant grouper)
Lineage: Eukaryota; Metazoa; Chordata; Actinopteri; Perciformes; Serranidae
Gene: pmvk
Product: phosphomevalonate kinase
Biological process (GO): cholesterol biosynthetic process; isopentenyl diphosphate biosynthetic process, mevalonate pathway
Cellular component (GO): cytoplasm
Molecular function (GO): phosphomevalonate kinase activity
Source: RefSeq, a predicted model, not a curated record